AUGGGCAGGCUGCGCAACCGCGCGGUGGAGCUCAUCGCCAAGCAUGCGGGGUCGUACGCGUUAGAGGCCCAGAAGACCAAGUGGGUGGUGGAGCUGGUGACGAAGGUCGUGCUGGAGGGCAAGACGGACGCGGACGACCGGGAGGCUCAGAUCGCCUUGCUGCAGGCAGAGGUGGCCGCUCUGCAGGAGGGCGGCCGGAGCGCUGCCGCAGCGGCCGCUGAGGAGGCCAGGCUGCUUCGGCAGCAGCUUCAGGAGGUGGAGGCGGCGCUUUAUAACACAGGGUUUACGCUGCACACGCUGCAGCGCGAGCAUGGAGAGAUGGCCCAGGCGCUCGCGGCGGCUGAGGACACGGCGCAGGCCGCGGCGCUGGAGUGUCAGCAGCUGGCGGCCGCUGUGCGCCGUGCGGAUGAGCAGGAUGCGCGCGCGCGGCGGUCGCUGGCGCACAGGGCCUUUCACCUGAAGACGGCGCUGCUGGACGCGUCGUCGCGGCUGAGGGGGGCGGGAGAUGCAGACAGGAAGGAGUACAGGGAGGCCGAGUGGCGCCUGCGCGAGCGCGAGCGCGCCCUGGCGUCUGACCGGGCAGCGCUGCUGGAGGCGCGCGAGGAGGGCGACGCGCGCGACGCGUUGUUGGAAAGCUUCAUGCUGCGGGUGCACGCGGCAGAGGCGGAGCUCGCAAGGGCCCGCGCCGCACUGCAGUCAGCGCAGCAGGGGCCUCAGCAGCAGGACGCGACCCGGCAACCGGCGCAGCAGCCAGCGCUGCGUCGACAGGGUUGA
Molecule: messenger RNA, 774 nt
Organism: Monoraphidium neglectum
Lineage: Eukaryota; Viridiplantae; Chlorophyta; Chlorophyceae; Sphaeropleales; Selenastraceae
Exons: 7
Coding region: 1-774 (257 amino acids)
Source: RefSeq, a predicted model, not a curated record